Molecule: messenger RNA, 1645 nt
Organism: Carlito syrichta (Philippine tarsier)
Lineage: Eukaryota; Metazoa; Chordata; Mammalia; Primates; Tarsiidae
Gene: PLBD1
Product: phospholipase B domain containing 1
Exons: 10
Coding region: 28-1548 (506 amino acids)
Biological process (GO): phospholipid catabolic process
Cellular component (GO): extracellular region
Molecular function (GO): glycerophospholipase activity
Source: RefSeq, a predicted model, not a curated record
GGAAUCUACUAUGCAACUGUGUACUGGAUGCCGACUGAAAAAACAAUAGAAGUCAAAAACAUAAUGGACAGGAAUGGGGAUGCCUAUGGCUUUUACAAUAACUCAAUGGCAACCACAGGCUGGAGCAUUCUGGAGAUCAGAGCUGGGUAUGGUUCUCAAGCCCUGAGCAAUGAGAUCAUCAUGUUUGUGGCCGGCUUUUUGGAGGGUUACCUCACUGCCCCACACAUGUAUGACCACUUCACAAACCUCUACCCACAGCUGAUCAAGAAACCUUCCAUCAUGGAUAAAGUGCAGGAUUUUAUGAAGAAGCAAGAUCGGUGGACCCGGAAAAACAUCAAAGCGUACAAGGAUGAUUCAUUCUGGAGACAUACAGGCUAUGUGAUGGCACAAAUGGAUGGGCUAUAUGUAGGAGCAAUGAAGAGGGCUACAUUAGAAGGGACAAAGCCGAUGACCCUGUUCCAGCUUCAGUUCCUGAAUGCUGUUGGCGAUCUGCUGGAUCUGAUUCCUUCAUUCUCUCCCACAAAAAGCACCAACCUGAGGUUUUUGAAGCGAUGGGACAUGGGACAUUGCUCUGCUCUUAUUAAGGUUCUUCCUGGAUUUGAGAACAUCUUUUUCGCUCACUCAAGCUGGUACACAUAUGCAGCCAUGCUCAGGAUAUAUAAACACUGGGACUUCAACAUCUUAGAUAAAGACACCAGCAGUAGCCGCCUCUCUUUCAGCAGUUACCCAGGGUUUCUGGAGUCUCUGGAUGACUUUUACAUCCUUAGCAGUGGUUUGAUAUUGCUGCAGACCACUAAUAGUGUGUUUAACAAAACGCUACUAAAGGAAGUGAUACCCGAGACGCUCCUGGCCUGGCAGAGGGUCCGUGUGGCCAAUAUGAUGGCAAAUGGUGGCAAGAGGUGGGUGGAGAUCUUCUCGAAAUACAACUCUGGCACUUAUAACAAUCAGUACAUGGUCCUGGACCUGAAAAAGGUGAAGCUGAACCACAGCCUAGAUGAAGGCACGCUGUACAUUGUGGAGCAAAUCCCCAAAUAUGUAGAAUAUUCUGAGCAGACUGAUGUUCUACGGAAAGGAUACUGGCCCUCCUACAAUAUUCCUUUCCAUGAAAAAAUCUACAACUGGAGUGGCUAUCCACUGUUAGUUCAGAAGCUGGGUUUGGACUACUCUUAUGAUUUAGCUCCGCGAGCCAAAAUCUUCCGGCGCGACCAAGGAAGAGUGACCGACAUGGCAUCCAUGAAAUAUAUCAUGCGAUACAACAAUUAUAAAAAGGAUCCUUAUAGCAAGGGUGAUCCCUGUAAUACCAUCUGCUGCCGCGAGGACCUAAACUCACUUAACCCAAGUCCUGGAGGUUGUUAUGACACAAAGGUGGCAGAUAUCUACCUAGCAUCUCAGUACACAGCCUAUGCCAUUAGUGGUCCAACAGUACAAGAUGGACUCCCUGUUUUUCACUGGAACCGUUUCAACAAAACACUCCAUCAGGGCAUGCCAGAGGUCUACAACUUUGAUUUUGUUACUAUGAAACCAAUUUUGAAACUUGACAUAAAAUGAAAGAAUAUGAGGGGAUGGAUACCAAAGGCAUUAUUUUAACUAUGUUUUUCUCAUGAGGGUUAUGCAAUAAAAUAUAUUAAAUUCAUUGUCACUUUCA